Molecule: messenger RNA, 3107 nt
Organism: Engraulis encrasicolus (European anchovy)
Lineage: Eukaryota; Metazoa; Chordata; Actinopteri; Clupeiformes; Engraulidae
Product: kinesin heavy chain-like
Exons: 26
Coding region: 1-2862 (953 amino acids)
Biological process (GO): mitotic cell cycle; microtubule-based movement
Cellular component (GO): microtubule
Molecular function (GO): ATP binding; microtubule binding; microtubule motor activity
Source: RefSeq, a predicted model, not a curated record
AUGGCGGAUGCUGCCGAGUGCGGUGUUAGAGUAAUGUGCCGAUUCAGGCCAUUAAACGAAUCAGAAAUCACAAGAGGGGACAAAUACAUACCGAAAUUCAAGGAUGACGACACCGUGGUCAUAACGGGUAAACCAUAUGUUUUUGACCGGGUGCUGGCCCCCAACACCAGUCAAGGGCAAGUGUACGAUGACUGUGCCAAACAGAUUGUCAAAGAUGUCCUUGGAGGCUACAAUGGGACCAUCUUUGCCUAUGGGCAAACCUCCUCUGGGAAGACCCAUACCAUGGAGGGCAAGCUGCACGACCCUCAACUCAUGGGCAUCAUCCCCCGAAUUGCCCAAGACAUAUUCGACCACAUCUACUCCAUGGACGAGAACCUGGAGUUCCACAUCAAGGUCUCGUAUUUUGAAAUUUAUAUGGACAAAAUAAGGGAUCUACUAGAUGUGUCAAAGACAAACCUGGCAGUCCAUGAAGAUAAAAACAGAGUGCCCUAUGUCAAGGGUUGCACAGAACGGUUUGUGUCCAGUCCUGAAGAGGUGAUGGAUGUCAUUGAUGAGGGCAAAAAUAAUCGCCAUGUUGCCGUCACAAACAUGAAUGAACACAGCUCCAGAAGCCACAGCAUCUUCCUGAUAAACAUCAAGCAGGAGAACGUGGAGACAGAGAAGAAACUCUCUGGAAAACUCUAUCUGGUUGAUCUGGCCGGAAGCGAGAAGGUCAGUAAAACAGGAGCAGAGGGAGCUGUCCUGGACGAGGCUAAAAAUAUCAACAAGUCCCUGUCCGCCCUGGGAAACGUCAUCUCAGCACUGGCCGAGGGGACUAAAACCCACGUGCCGUACCGAGACAGCAAGAUGACGCGCAUCCUCCAGGACUCCCUGGGAGGCAACUGCAGAACCACCAUCAUCAUCUGCUGCUCCCCCUCCAUCUUCAACGAGUGUGAGACCAAGUCCACACUCAUGUUCGGACAAAGAGCCAAGACCAUCAAGAACACGGUGUGUGUGAACCUGGAGCUGACGGCGGAGGAGUGGAAGAAGAAGUACGAGAAGGAGAAGGAGAAGAACAAGAGCCUGAAGAGCAUCAUCACACGCCUGGAGACGGAGCUCAACCGCUGGAGGAACGGCGAGAACGUGCCUGAGAACGAGCAGCUGAGUUCCAAGGAGCAGAAGAACGUGGAGAUAUGUGACAACACCCCCAUCAUCGACAACCUGAUCACGCCGCCCGUCGUCACCCUGGUGUCCACCGAGGAGAAGAACAAGUACGAGGAGGACAUCCGCAACCUCUACAAGCAGCUGGAUGACAAGGAUGAUGAGAUUAACCAGCAGAGUCAGCUUACUGAGAAGCUGAAGGAACAGAUGCUGGAUCAGGAUGAGCUGCUGGCCUCCACGCGGCGUGACUACGAUAAGAUCCAGGAGGAGCUGGGUCGUCUGCAGGUGGAGAACGAGGCGGCGAAGGAGGAGGUGAAGGAGGUGCUGCAGGCCCUGGAGGAGCUGGCCGUCAACUACGACCAGAAGAGCCAGGAGGUGGAGGAGAGGACCAGAGCCAACGAGCAGCUCACUGAGGAGCUAGCACAGAAAACGGCGGUGUUGGGUGCGGUGCAAAAGGAGUUGGCCCAGCUGCAGGAGCUGAGUGGCCACCAGAGGAAGAGAGCUGCGGAGGUGCUGAACCUGCUGCUCCGCGACCUGAGCGAGAUUGGGGGCAUCAUCGGCACCAACGACAUCAAGCAAACAGCUGAGGCUAAUGGUGCACUGGAGGAGGAGUUCACCAUGGCUCGCCUCUACAUCAGCAAGAUGAAGUCGGAGGUGAAGUCCCUGGUGAACCGCAGCAAGCAGCUGGAGACCGCCCAGGCCGACACCAACCGCAAGAUGCAGGCCAAUGAGAAGGAACUGGCAUCAUGCCAGCUGCUCAUCGCACAGCACCAGGCAAAGAUCAAGUCCCUAACGGACUACAUGCAGAACAUGGAGCAUAAGAAGAGGCAGCUGGAGGAGAACCAGGACGUCCUGACUGAGGAGCUCGCCAAGCUGCAGGCACAGGAGAAGAUGCAUGAGAUGUCUGGGCUGGACAAUGAGAAGGACAUUGAGCGCCUGCAGGACACAGAGGACAUUAAGAAGUCCCUGGAGGAGCAGCUGGUGACCCACCGCGAAGGCCACCAGAAGCAGCUGAGCCGCCUCCGCGACGAGGUGGCCGACAAGCAGAAGAUGCUCGACGAACUCAAGGAUCUUAAUGACAGCUUGCUGCUGGAGCAGAAGAGGCUGAAGGCUGACUAUGAGAAGCUGAAGGUGGAAGAGCAGGAGAAAGACCAGAAACUGCACCAGCUCAUCCUGAUCAAUGAGAAGCAGGAGGUGGCCAGGCAGGACCUGAAGGGCCUGGAGGAGACUGUGGCCAAGGAGCUGCAGACCCUUCACAACCUGCGCAAGCUCUUUGUUCAGGACCUGACCAUGCGCGUGAAGAAGAGUGCUGAGAUGGACUGUGAGGAUGGCGUAGGCAGUGCUGCCCAGAAGCAGAAGAUCUCCUUCCUGGAGAACAACCUGGAGCAGCUCACCAAAGUCCACAAGCAGUUGGUGCGUGAUAACGCCGACCUGCGCUGUGAGCUGCCCAAGCUGGAGAAGCGUCUGCGUGCCACGGCGGAGCGCGUGAAGGCCCUGGAGAGCGCCCUGAAGGAGGCCAAGGAGAACGCCAUGCGCGACCGCAAGAGGUACCAGCUGGAGGUGGACCGCAUCAAGGAGGCCGUCAGGGCCAAGAACAUGGCACGCCGCGGACACUCCGCCACCAUUGCCAAACCCAUCCGGGCGGGCCACCACCACUCCUCCCCCACCCCCCUCUCCGUCAGAGGAGGAGGCACUGUAUACCACUACACACACAACAACUGAGUCCCACAGGAUAUUCCUGAUGCAAGCAUGCCCAGACCACCCCAUUCGUCUAACACUCUUGUCUACGCUGUGCUUUGACAAAUAACAAACACACACACACACACACACACACACACACACACACACACACACACACACACACACACACACACACACACACACACACACACACACACACACACACUGACACUGACUCUCUCUCACAGCCAUCUUCAUCCUUGUCAUCUGUGAGGACAUGCCCUCUG